AUGCCUUCUGCAGGUAAUACGAACUGGAUCAACUGUAAAAUAAUUGCCUCUGGAAUAGAGAGCGUCAUUGAUGACUUUGCCACAGGUGAAGUAUGUGACACACUGGACACCUCUGUGCAACUGAGAUGCCUGGAAAUAGCUAAGCAAAACCAGCCCCUUUUCACAGGGCUUAUAUCUGCAACAGUCCUCGUCUCACUGAACUCCAGGCAGCAGGUAGCACACAUCCCACCUCCAGAGUCACAGAAACCUGUCAACAACAUGGCUUUCAACAAGCAGGAGAAGCAGCUUGCCAUAGCAUAAGAUUUAGUCCUUGUGCUGGAUAUUAUCCCUGCAGACCCAUGCCCAGUGAGCCACAGGCCCGCCUACACCUUUAAAACUCAGAUCCCUGGCUUUCUGAUUUCCAGAGCAGCUGUCCUUGCAGAUAGAGUCCUCUAUGGCAUGACUAGCAGGGACUUAUUCCUUUAGGACUGCCCUCGGGCCCAAGUGUUUCCUUUGGAAGGUCACAGAAGCCAGAUCUCCGGUUUGGAAAGCAGCCACAGAGAGCAGUGGACCCUCAGGGGAGGUGAGGAUUCCCUGCAGUGCCUCUGGGACUUGGAGUUCUGUCAGUGGGAACACAAGAUGUGCCUUUAUAAGGUACUACUGUGGUAA
This is a messenger RNA of Phalacrocorax carbo (great cormorant), 648 nucleotides long. Lineage: Eukaryota; Metazoa; Chordata; Aves; Suliformes; Phalacrocoracidae. The record is from RefSeq and is a predicted model, not a curated record.